AUGUUCGACAACUUCUUCCAGCUGUCCUAUGUCGACGACGAGCAAAACGUCAUCGACCUGUCCGGCUUUGACACCCCGGACGACAUCUUCGCACCGGCCAACGGAGUAUGUCGUGAGUACGGUUUACGGAACGAGGCCAACGCAACGAACGACGUCGUUUGUGCAACAGUCUCCUAGUCUUGGGUAGAUUCUCGCACCCAAUCUAGCCGCCACGAGUACAAUAGUUCAGCUUCCUUGAAGGACCCCCCGAUGACCGCCAACAAAGUAAGUAAGUAUUUAACGCAAUCGCAAAUUGGACGGUAGCCUCCUGCAUUAUCACUCCUUCCUUGUGGAUGCCCUCAGAUUGUUGCCAUUUCAUCUUAUCUUGUCUUGCCAACACUCCUACCCCAGCCACAUCAUCUCCGGCCCCACUGCUCCCAUACUACCUAGUCUAGUGGCACACCGAGACUGGGAUAAGAUUUUCGCUCUCAGUGGAGUUCAAAGGCUGCCGUGUAGGGAGACGCUCAGACUAGCGUGUGCACCUAACGCCAAUCACCGCUCCGGAAAACAGCAAACACUUGCCUACAAGGUUUGCACAACGUUCACACGCUUUCGCGCCCUGUUUUGCAUUCCUCUUUUCCAUCCUUACCCUUGCGCCCUGGCCAUCCCCGACCCCACUCACCCCCGAGUCACAACCACACGGAACGAAUGCCUGUAUGUAAUCUCCCCGUCGGUGUGGUCCCACCCUUUUUUACAGCCGACGACGAGAUGCCCCUCUCCUUCAGCUUCGAGGAGUGGAACGACGACGACGAGAUGCCCCUCUCCUUCAGCUUCGAGGAGUGAAACGACGACGACGAGUGAUUUGUUCGGAAGGACCUGGCGAAUGACCAUCAACCCUCGGGCUCCGACCACGUACAAGAUGAUGACCAACAACAUGUUGGGCAAGUCAUCGCCACCCGCCGUGUUGGGCCAGUAAUAUUGGCAACACCGUCAUCGUCGCACGGCCGAUUUCUUCUUCGUUCGGUCUGUCUUGUCUGUCUGUGUGCUCGUUUUCGCUGAUGAGUUUUGGUUUGUUGGUUGCGUCUCAUAAGGUAGCCCGUGUUGGCGGAAGAAGACGGAGGAAGUCUGUGUUUUGCCAAGUAACGAAGCGCGUGCGGUUGGUGGUUGGAAUGGUUUAUUGUUGUAGCCGGUGCUGACGGAAGGUUUAUUGUAGCCAAGGUAGAAAGCCGAAGUUGACGGGAAAAGACGAAAGUCUUUGUUUUGCCAACAAAUAUAUCCAGACGUUGCGGCCGGAGUUCGGCAAGAGCAUCAUCAGCGGAUGGUAGCGACUUGGCCCGACCGACCGUCGCAUUGCAGCUACACGCUGGGAACUUGUCGUAGAAAACGGCGGUGGGAAGUAGUCCUCACCAUUCGUUAAGCACGCACGUUUGCCCUGAGAAUUCCAGCCGAGUGCUGCGGGUGUACGUAGGUUCGCAUGUAGUCUUUGCACGUCCUAACAUCCCCGAGUGUCCCGUCUUUGAAAUGUUGAACGGGCCAGCAACAAAGCCAACUGUAUGCCAACGCAUGUAGACUUUUGGAGCGUCAUAGACUAGUCAAUCGAGAUCUGGAGGGUCUUUGAGAAAGUACCGUUGGGGUAU
Ectocarpus sp. CCAP 1310/34 is the source of this 1616-nucleotide messenger RNA. Lineage: Eukaryota; Phaeophyceae; Ectocarpales; Ectocarpaceae. The record is from the annotation of a GenBank genome assembly.